Molecule: messenger RNA, 1287 nt
Organism: Manihot esculenta (cassava)
Lineage: Eukaryota; Viridiplantae; Streptophyta; Magnoliopsida; Malpighiales; Euphorbiaceae
Product: kinesin-like protein KIFC1
Exons: 6
Coding region: 1-1287 (428 amino acids)
Source: RefSeq, a predicted model, not a curated record
AUGGAAACUUGCUGGCUUGUUAUGAUGCAUCAAGAACAGCAUGGACUGUUCGCUUUGGCUGUUAUCAGAAUACGCAUUUUCUCACCACCAAGCUUUGUACAGAAACCAAAAUCAUUAAUGCCAGUUCAUGGCCAGCUGCAAGCCCAAACCAGAAAUCAGCAUUUGACAACCAUGAAGCUAAGUCGAAGAAUUAAGAGCCUACAGGCCUUGAUCAAGGAGGUCGCUUCCUCCGAGAAGGUCAGCCGGCCUUCUGGUAAAGCUUCUUCUCGAGCUUCCAAGCCGAGCUCUUACAGCACUAAAUCAGCUCAGCCAUCUAGCCGUGGUGGGUUGAGCUCAAAGUCUACUGAACAAGUGGGACAGGGUGCUGCCCAUUCUACUGAGGAGGUGUCAAGGGGAAAGUUUAAGUCCUCUGCUGAAGACAAGGAGACCUCUGGGACGGGGAUGGAGAUCAUCCUCCUAGGGGGUCAAAGUCCAGAGGUUUCUGGUGAAAGUGCCCCUGCCCCUGUGAGGACUGAACCUGAGGGUUCUGAGGGCAUUCCAGCAAAGACCGGAGGCAAGCGCCCAGCCUCUUCUGGAAAAUCUGCCUCUUCUCCUGUGACGGGCCUCUUUAUGGAGGUGGAUAUCCGUGAUCGCUCCCUCCGGGAGUCCGUAGAUCGUCGAAUUGAAGAGGCACGUCUGGAGGAGAAUAUAUCUGCCACCAGUGAUGCGAGGGGCAAUUUGGUAGCUGCUCGGGAGCAGAUCCAGUCCCUCCAGGUGGAAUUGCAUUCUGCGUUGGAGGCCCUCAAAAAGGCUGAAGAGAAAACAGCCGAGACGGCAAAGCAUACCUCGUCCUUAGAAGAUGAGUUGUCUCGGACUCGUAAUGUUCUCCAGGAGGCUGAUGAGAGAGCAGCUACCUUGGAGGUUCGCUGUAGAGGAGUGCUAGAGCAGCUGUCCUCUAUGACAGAGGCUCUCAAGGAGAGAGAUGAGGCCGUUAGCCAGAAAGCUGAAGUCCAGCGCCAGUUUGAUGCCUUAAAGGCUGAUCUCGAAGGACUUCAGACUCAUCUGGAGGAAGUAAAGGCUCAAAGAGAGAUGGCCUUAGCUCGGGUGCAGGUCCUUGAGCAAGAGUUGAGCACAAGCUCUGACCGUAUCAGAGACUUGACUUCCUCGGCUGAAGAGUCAGAAAUUGCCCCUACUAUUGAGAGCUCUGGUCCAAAGGAUUCCGAGCUUCCUUCAGUGGUGGCUGUAAAUAGAAAUAGUGAGGGUGUUCUUAUUGAUGCUUCAUAUGUUUAUUCAGAAGCUCUAAAUUAA